Molecule: messenger RNA, 1410 nt
Organism: Neolamprologus brichardi
Lineage: Eukaryota; Metazoa; Chordata; Actinopteri; Cichliformes; Cichlidae
Source: RefSeq, a predicted model, not a curated record
CGUGCAUUGUGUUUCUAAUCUAAUCUCUCCUGGAUUAUUUUCAAGCUAUUCCUAGUCAGAUGCAUGAGCGGGGCUUUUUUUUUUCAUGUUUAGAGAGUUUAAAACGCAGAAUUGUAAUACUUUAUUGAUUCGGUUUUGAAGAUUCCGUGCUAAAUACUGCUAAAAGAUUUUAAACUAGCAACAUCACAACAGCUCCUGCUACAGCAGGCAUGCUAGCACCUAUUAGCAACCUAGCCGUGUGAACGUUAGUUCGUGUGGGUUUUCAUGAGACUGCAUUGCUAAAACAAUGGACGAUUCUGGCAUCAAGAAGCAGAACUGGGACGUGAAGGAAACUGAGUUGUUUCUGGAAAUUCUCAAGGAGCUGGACAUGAAGAAGUGCUUAGACGGAAGGAAAGUGAGGAAUAACAAACUGUUCAAAGUGGCACACAGGAGAAUGACAGCGGCUGGUUAUCACAGAUCCGUGGACCAAUUAAAGUUUCGCUGGAAACUUCUCAAAAGCGCAUACUACAAGUGCAAGCGAGAGCCCGACUCCCCGGCCCCAACUAAAAUACAGGGCUGGUGGCGCUAUGAAAAGACGAUGGUCGCUAUUAUGGAGUCCAGACACCCUCUGGUGGGACCCGGGGUUAACUCUGACAGAAACGACGAGGUGACAGAAGAGUCAGAUGGCGAAGCAUCAGUACUACACUGGCCGCAGCCCUGCACGGACAAUACCACCCAGAACCUGGAUUUAAUUGUAGGGGUGAUAACCGUGGAGGCGGUGUCGUAUGUAAUUUACGAUGGCGUAGGAGGGCCAUUGUAGGUAUUAAAAUAACUGAAAUAUGGCGCCUGGGAAGACGGAGAUUAAUUCCUUGGAAAGUCAAAAUUUCGCAAAGUAAACGUGUCGGAUAUUCUAAUUUAAAGAUAUAAACUUAUGCAACUUUCAAAAGGGAAGACGUUCAAAUAUUCUGGCAGUAUAAAGCCCUAAAUUUAAAAGGAGAGAACCGGGAUACAGUAAUGUGCAAAAGUCUUGAGUCACUUCUCAUUCAGUUAUUUUGCUAGGAAAAUGUGAAAUGGGUGUGAUGAAUUAUUGAGAAAUCAAAGCAUGCAUGAAAAUGCAGAAUAUAAGGCAAAAACAGUUUGUACAACUCUAACAAGCUUAAGUCUGCGUUCUCGUAACUCCUUUGUCUUCAAGAAUAGAUCUCCAGGCUUCUUGAAGGAAAUGUUUGCUGCUUUUUGCCUCCGUUAAGAUGAUCCCACACUGCCUCAGUAAUGUUGAAGUCCUGGGGAGAUCAGUCCAUGACUGAUCACGCCCCAUUGUCUUUUUUUUUCCCCAUUAUCCAGUUAUGCUUUUACUGCAUUGGCCAUGUGUCUGGGCUUUUGACCUGUUGAAAAAUGAUGCCGUUGCCAGUCAGGUUUCUGAAUAGUAUUGCA